Molecule: messenger RNA, 927 nt
Organism: Durusdinium trenchii
Lineage: Eukaryota; Dinophyceae; Suessiales; Symbiodiniaceae
Source: the annotation of a GenBank genome assembly
AUGCUCUUUUUCAUGUUCUUGGUGGCCGCCAGCAUGCUUCUCCAUUAUCGGGAGAGCAGCUACUGGUGGCAGCACAUCUUCUCCAUGUCCUUCUGGCUCCUGAUUACCAUCGUAUUUAUGGGCACCGUUGGUGCACAAGAAGGAUCUGAAGCCAUGGGAGAAUUUAUCUCCGGAUACUUGACCGAGCUGGCUUUGACCUUUGAAAACGUGUUCAUCUACGAGAUGAUCUUGGUGUCUUUCCGUGUGCCGCGGAAAGUGGCACGGGACAUGCUCUUCAUCGUCUCCUUUUUCCAGAUGUUCUUUCAGCUUUGGCUUUUCAUGUUCAUGGCGAAAGCACUGAAGCAAAUCGAGAGCUUGCCAUACCUCGUUGGAGCUUGGCUGAUUUACUUGGGCAUCGACUCUCUGAGAGAAUCGGAUGAGGAGAGCAAUUUCGACCCUGAGACCUCUGGCUUCUACCGUGCCCUGCGCUGGGUCUUUGGCAGUCGGCUGGAGCCACACUACGGCGACUCGCUGGCUGGGCCAUGCAAGGGUGACAGAAAAGAGAUGAAAGCAGAAGUGUUAAAGUUUUGGAAGGGAAGCCUGAUUGUGGCAAUGUUCUUGUUGGAGCUGGAUGUGACCUUGGCCAAGAUUGAAGACAUCCCCAGUAACUUCAUUGGCUGGACCAGCUCGGUCUUCGUGGCCUUUGCCUUGUCAGACCUCUAUUUCCUGGUGAGUCAACUCUUCAAGAACUUCCAGUUGGUCCGUUCGGGCAUUAGCAUUCUGUUGAUUUUCUUUGGUGCCUUGUUACUUCUUCGCAAUGAAGUGCAAAUUUCAGACACCGCGGAGAUCGCGGGCAUGCUGAGCAUCGUGCUUCUGUCGGUGAUCUUCUCUCAGCCAGCUGGUCGAAGCUUCAGGUUUUAUAUUAACAUGUUUGGAUGCUCAUGUUGA